AUGGGUGCUGCCUUAUGGGCUGCGAUGUUCCUCCAUGCAUCUACAGUAAUCUACUCGAGUGUACACAUCGAACGAAUCGGGUCUGCGUCCAUAUCAAAAAACUGCGAUAAUAAGCCGUGUUAUCAGGGUAAAUGUGAGAAUGAAAAGUGCCGUUGUUUCGCUGGUUGGGGUGGCGUUCAAUGUGAUCGAUGUCAUGGACGAAAUUUGUUGACGGACGAAAGUGAAUUGUUGACGGAUGGUCCACGCAAUUAUAGUUCUUCCUCGCGAUGCAUGUGGAUUAUUAGAGAUGAGAAAAAGCGAGGCACGUUGCUGUUGCGGAUUGAUUCGCUAGUUACCGAGUGUAGCUGGGAUCAUUUGUACAUAUAUGAUGGGACAGGAACUAGAAGCCAUCAACUGGCUGCGUUUAGUGGUGUUAUCUCUGGUAGAGAAGUGAGCAUCAAAUCUGGAAAGGCGCUUGUUUAUUUCUUCAGUGAUUUGGCAUUUAACAUGUCUGGUUUCAACAUCACUUUUGCUUAUGGUAAAUGCCCGAAUAAUUGCACAUCAAACGGAAAAUGUGCUGAAGGCAUUUGUGAGUGUUAUGAAGGAUAUACGGGAAUACAGUGUGAUACACUGAUUUGCACUGAUAAAGAUAGGAAUAAAACAUCAAAAGCAUGUGGUAUGGCAGGCAUUUGCAACGAUGAUAAUCGGUGCAGCUGCAAUAUGCAUUUUCACGGAGAUCGUUGUCAGGCUUUGACAACACAAUCAGUUUUUGAAACAGUUUUGACAAGUGGAGAUUUUGGCGCACGUGCAUCGCACACAGCUGUACUUGUAAACGACACAAAAAUAUGGGUAAUUGGUGGAGCCCAUUUUACUGGUAUUAACAAUUCAUUUGUUGUUGUAUACGAUAUUACAAAUUCAUCGUGGUAUGAAAUUCCAACAAAAAAUACUCCUAAAUCACGUUACGACCACACUGUUGUGAGAUAUAAGAGCACUGUAUAUAUGUUCGGUGGUGUAAUUGAUGAACGGAUAGUGACCAAUGAAUUGUGGAGUUUGGAUCUUGGAACUCUGGAGUGGACUUUGGAAAAUACUAAUAAUAAUGCGUCAGAUGCUCUGCCUGGUGCUGUUGCUGGCCAUGCCGCGCAUUUGAUUGGGGAUGAAAUGCUUGUGUUUUAUGGUCAUAGUCCAUAUUUUGGAUACAUGUAUAGCAUACAAAAAUAUAAGAUUAGUACCAAGCGAUGGAGUAUUGUUCCGGAUCAUGGUCCUCAUGUACAAGGAAGAUUUGGUCAUUCUCUUGUUGCGUAUGUUCAUGAGAAAAAGGAAGUUAUCUUGAUCUAUGGUGGUUAUUUGUUGCCUUAUGAAGGUUUCUUAUCACGAGUUAGCAGUACCUUAAUAGAAUAUGUUUGUGACAGUCGAGAAUGUUCGCAUCGAACUCUUUCUUCUGGACACACUCCAGUCUUUCGUCAUUCUGCAUCACUGAUCAAUGAUUUAAUGAUUAUUAUUGGUGGGAAUGUGCAUAAUGAGUCAUCAUCACGCAUUCAAGAAUGCUAUUCUGGUGAUAUUCAAGCAUAUGAUAUUGGUUGUGAUACUUGGUUUUCACUAUCAAGCAAUAAUUUGUCAUUUCUGCAACGUUAUGGGCAUUCAUCUAUGGUCACAAAACAUAAUAUUUUUGUAAUUGGUGGUUUCAAUGGAAUAAUGUUAUCAGAUGUUGUUAAAUUCACGCCAGCAGAAUGUGGUGGCUUAAAACGACCAGAUGAUUGUCGUAACAUGAGAGAAGGUGUACGUUGUAUUUUCCAUGCUGGAAAAUGCAAAUCUGUACAACGUGAUGUGUCAUAUGCUCAUUCAUUUUUAUCAUACGUGAAAAACGAAGAUCCAAAAGAGGAACAGAAAUGUCCGAUUAGUUGGAGAAAAUCAACAUCAUGGUGCAGCGAAGAAAAGGACUGUGCAUCCUGUACAGCUGCAGAAGGAUGUAGUUGGUGCCAUUGGAGUCGUGAAUGCGUUUCUGAUAAUUUAUGUAAAGAUCGGACCAAUCCAAUAGCGAAAUUCGAUGCUUGUCCGAAGGAUGAAGAGCCUCGACCAUGUUUUUUUGCUGCUGAGUGUUAUGCUUGCAAAAAAUUAAGGCACUGCAGUUGGUUUCUAAUGAAGGAUUCCAAAUGGAAAUGUGUCAGCAGCUAUGAUUUGUUAUUGGAAGGUGAGGCGCCACAACAGCAACAUUCUUAUUCCCAAUCGGAGCACAUGCCGUCACUUGCAUUAAAUGCGCUUACUCCAUCGUUAAAGAACGAUUCCUGUCCAGCACCUUGUUGGUUUCAUGAAGAUUGUCAAGUUUGUAUCAAGGAACAGUGUAUGUGGUGUCCAACGACUGCACGAUGUGUUUCAAUGGAUGCUUACAUGAUCAAUUUUCCAUAUGGACAAUGUCAAUCAUGGGUAACGGCUACGAACAUAAUCAGUAAUCAACAUGCAUGCCAACUGAAUCCCAUGGAUUGUUCAAAGCAAAAGACGUGCGCAGAGUGUCAACGUGUAGGACCAAAUUGCGGUUGGUGCGACGACGGUUCUGGAACUGGUUUGGGAAGAUGUCUGCCGGGUAGUCUUGAAGCACCUGAUGACGAAUUGCUCUGUCCGAAAGAUGGAAAAUCAAAAUGGUAUUUCACAAAUUGCUCAGCUUGCCAGUGUAAUGGACACAGCAAUUGUACUCUGAGAAGGCGUUCACUUGACUGGAAUAUCGAAGAGAGGAGCUGUACACAAUGUGAUCAUAACACAACUGGUGAACACUGUCAGUUCUGUGCUGAUGGAUUCUAUGGAGAUCCUCGAAAUGGUGGAAGAUGUGAAGAAUGUUUUUGCAACGGGCAGGCAACAAUGUGCAACAGAGAAACUGGCGAUUGUUACUGUACCACAAAAGGUGUUACUGGAAAGAACUGUAGUAAAUGUGAACCAAAGUAUUAUGGAGAUCCUGAAAAUAAUCAGUUGUGCUACUAUGAAUUGACGGUGGAUUUCAUUUUCACAUUUAAGCUUGAUCAGGACGAUCCAAAAGACAAAUAUGUGAACCAGAUCAAUUUCUUCAGCACACCACAUAAAGUACUGCGUAAUGCAUCCUAUUCGAAAUGUCCAAGAGAUACUGAUGUUCAAUUUACGGUAGUUUGUGAAUCUCCGAAGUCAGAAAAAGCGUUAGUUUCGAUGAGUAUCAAUUCAUCACUUUUCGAAGGACACCCAGGUUCAAAUAAACUAUUAAUGACAAGGACUGUUUGUGAUGAAAAUGGUAUCCGGCGUGCUUACAGUGCUAAUGCUGAACCUGGAUUUAUUUUUGGAACUGAGGCUAACACAACGUUCUUGGUAAAAGUUUACAACUUUUCCACUCCGAUAAAAAUACAAAUUUCAUUUUCGCAGUCGCCUCCAAUAAAUUGGGUCUUAUUUUUCGUGAUAUUCGCUGCGUGUUUUGUUGUGCUCCUUGUUGUUGCGGGUUUAUUAUGGAUGAUUAAAUUACGAAUCGAAGUAUUUAGACGAAACCAGAGACGGUACGAUGAAAUUGAACAAAUGGCUUCACGUCCUUUCGCCUCUGUGAGGCUCGAGUUGACUUCUCCACGAGCCAAUUUGAUGGCUACUCCCAUAUCAGUUGAACCGUGUAGUAACUAUCGUUCUGGAGUAUUCACUUUAGCAGUUCGAUUACCAACAGGAGGGCGACAAUUUACACCUCAUGGUACUUCAGGUUUAGCAGUUGCAUCAGCACUGUGUUUAUUAACACAAGCACAGUUAGGCGUUUUACAAGCAGCAGAAACAAGUGAUGCCAAUCAUAAUCGUAAAACAACUUUGAUGCGUUACAUUCCAUUUAUUCGUUCCUAG
Acanthocheilonema viteae is the source of this 3810-nucleotide messenger RNA. NCBI's taxonomy places the organism in Eukaryota, Metazoa, Nematoda, Chromadorea, Rhabditida, Onchocercidae. The record is from the annotation of a GenBank genome assembly.